Messenger RNA from Auxenochlorella protothecoides, 813 nucleotides. RefSeq names its product putative 3-mercaptopyruvate sulfurtransferase. The record is from RefSeq and is a predicted model, not a curated record. Gene Ontology annotation, biological process: transsulfuration. Gene Ontology annotation, molecular function: thiosulfate-cyanide sulfurtransferase activity. Lineage: Eukaryota; Viridiplantae; Chlorophyta; Trebouxiophyceae; Chlorellales; Chlorellaceae. The transcript has 5 exons. The coding region runs from base 1 to 813 and encodes 270 amino acids. Gene Ontology annotation, cellular component: mitochondrion.
AUGAGCGCUCAAGGCUCGGACGUCCCCGACAUUGUGUCUGCCCAGUGGCUCAAGGACAGGCUGGCGGAUGUCAAGGUGCUGGAUGCGAGCUGGUACCUGCCGGUGCACAAGCGUGAUGCGGUCGAAGAGUUCAAAGCCUCCCGUCUCCCCGGUGCCCAAUUCUUUGACCUGGAUGCCAUUUCGGACACCUCUGUGGACCUGCCCCACAUGCUGCCCAGCGAGGCAGCAUUUGCUGCCGCAGCCGAUGCGCUUUGCAUCAACCCUGACGAUACCAUCGUCGUGUACGACCGCCUGGGCGCCUUUUCGAGCCCCAGGGCCUGGUGGACCUGGCACGUCUUUGGCCACAAGAGGGUGGCGGUGCUGGACGGCGGCCUGCCUGCCUGGGUGGAGGCGGGCAGCGAGCUGGAGAGCACGCCCGUCGCCUCCUGGCGCGACGUGCUGGCCGCCGUGGAGGCGGGCACGACGGGCAACCUGGUGGAUGCGAGGCCCGCGGGGCGCUGGCGCGGCGAGGCGCCGGAGGUGCGCCCGGGCCUGGCCUCGGGGCACAUCCCGGGGUCCAAAAACCUGCCCUGGGACGCGGUGCAGAGUGGGGGCAGGUUCAAGCCGGCGGAGCAGCUGCGCGCCGCCUUCCAGGGCGCGGGCGCCGACCUCGGCCGGCCGCUGACGCUGUCCUGCGGCAGCGGGACGACAGCGUGCGUGCUGCUGCUAGCGGCGCGUCGCGCCGCACCAGGGGCGCGGGCAACGGUCUACGACGGCAGCUGGAGCGAGUGGGGCGGCCUGCCAGGCGUGCCGGUGGCCAAGGGGGCGGCCUGA